CGUCAGAGGCGGAGUCAAGGGAGGCGGUGGCUCCAGAGAUGGCAGUGAGCGAGAGGAGGGGGCUCGGCCGUGGGAGCCCCGCGGAAUGGGGGCCGUGGCUACUUCUGCUGCUGCUGUUAGGCGGUUCCUCUGGACGCAUUCACCGGCUGACGCUGACGGGGGAGAAGCGAGCAGACAUCCAACUGAACAGCUUUGGUUUCUACACCAACGGCUCCCUGGAGGUGAAUCUGAGCCUCCUGAGGCUAGGCCGCCAGGAUACAGAAGAGAAGGCCCCGCUGGUGGGGUUCAGUCUGACCCGGGUGAGAUCUGGCAGCAUUCGCUCCUACUCAAAUCGGGACUCCCAUGAGUGUCCUCUCCGGAAAAACAGUAGCAGCCUCCUGGUUCUCUUCCUCAUCAACACCAAAGAUCUGGAGGUCCAGGUACGAAAGUAUGGGGAGCAGAAAAAGCUGUUCAUCUCUGCUGGGCUCCUCCCAGAAUCACCCUCCGAACCAGGGCUCCCAAAGUCAGAGCACAUGGUCACCCCCAAGGUGGACCACGCAGGGACCACUGCUGCACCUGACAAGGCCAAGUCAAAACCCACAGGAUUACAAGGGGACCGGCAGGGUGUCAGUGGGAAGGACCAGGAGCUGGUAUUGGGCCUGGGCCACCUCAACAACUCCUACAAUUUCAGUUUCCAUGUAGUGAUCGGCUCUAGGGCUGAGGAAGGCCAAUACAACCUCAACUUCCACAACUGUGACAACUUGGUGCCAGGCCGGGAGCAGCCGUUUGACAUCACGGUAAUGAUCCGGGAGAAGAACCCCGAGGGCUACCUGUCAGCGGCGGAAAUCCCUCUUUUCAAGCUGUACAUGGUCAUGUCCGCAUGCUUCCUGGGCGCCGGCAUCUUCUGGGUGUCCAUCCUCUGCAAGAACACGUACAACGUCUUCAAGAUCCACUGGCUCAUGGCAGCCCUGACUUUCACCAAGAGCGUCUCUCUUCUCUUCCACAGUAUCAACUACUACUUCAUCAACAGCCAGGGCCACCCCAUCGAAGGCCUCGCUGUCAUGCACUACAUCACGCAUCUGCUGAAGGGUGCCCUCCUCUUCAUCACCAUUGCCUUGAUCGGCUCCGGCUGGGCCUUCGUCAAGUACGUGCUGUCAGACAAGGAGAAGAAGAUCUUUGGGAUAGUGAUCCCACUGCAGGUCCUGGCCAACGUGGCCUACAUUGUCAUGGAGUCCCGCGAGGAGGGUGCCAGCGACUACGGUAUCUGGAAGGAGAUCCUCUUCCUGGUGGAUCUCAUCUGCUGUGGCACCAUCCUGUUCCCCGUGGUCUGGUCCAUCCGGCAUCUCCAGGACGCGUCUGGCACUGAUGGGAAGGUGGCAGUGAACCUGGCCAAGCUGAAGCUGUUCCGGCAUUACUAUGUCAUGGUCAUCUGCUACAUUUACUUCACACGGAUCAUUGCCAUCUUGCUUCGGGCGGUCGUGCCCUUCCAGUGGCAGUGGCUGUACCAGCUCUUGGUGGAGGGCUCCACUCUCGCCUUCUUCGUGCUCACGGGCUACAAGUUCCAACCCGCAAGGGAUAACCCGUACCUGCAGCUACCCCAAGAGGAUGAGGAGGGCAUGCAGAUAGAGCAAGUAAUGACCGAUUCUGGGUUCCGGGAAGGCCUGUCCAAAGUCAACAAAACAGCCAGCGGGCGGGAGCUGUUGUGAUCAGGUCUCCACCUCAAACAGCCCUUCGACCUUCUUCCUCCUCGUCUCUUCAGACAUUCCCUGCUCCGGCUUCUCCCAAAGACAGUGAGGGGAGGAGGGGGCCGGUGCUCACAGGGCACCCAGCAUCCUGGGACCAGAGUUCCUGGAGCCCGUUCAGAAGAUGACCGACAGCCUCCAUCCCCCACAGAUGUUGAGCACCAUGGCCCCACCCGGGACCACCCCCCCACUUGCAGCUGUACAAUAAUGACCCAUCUGUUUUGUUA
This is a messenger RNA of Bubalus bubalis (water buffalo), 1948 nucleotides long. RefSeq names its product G protein-coupled receptor 108 (gene GPR108). The record is from RefSeq and is a predicted model, not a curated record. Gene Ontology annotation, cellular component: Golgi apparatus; membrane. Gene Ontology annotation, biological process: transport. The transcript is spliced from 18 exons. NCBI's taxonomy places the organism in Eukaryota, Metazoa, Chordata, Mammalia, Artiodactyla, Bovidae. The coding region runs from base 39 to 1685 and encodes 548 amino acids.